This is a messenger RNA of Pistacia vera, 1762 nucleotides long. RefSeq names its product polyadenylate-binding protein 2-like. Gene Ontology annotation, molecular function: mRNA 3'-UTR binding; poly(U) RNA binding; poly(A) binding. Gene Ontology annotation, cellular component: nucleus; ribonucleoprotein complex; cytosol. The transcript is spliced from 7 exons. The record is from RefSeq and is a predicted model, not a curated record. Bases 167 to 1762 code for a protein of 531 amino acids. Lineage: Eukaryota; Viridiplantae; Streptophyta; Magnoliopsida; Sapindales; Anacardiaceae.
CAACUAUAUAAGCCAUCCAUCUCUAACUCAGCCGAUGCGGUGCCGCCCGUGCUGCCCACAUCCCUAUUCUCUUCUCCUCCUCUACAAACUUUCCUCAAAAAGAAAAACAAAGAUUAUUUAUUCAUUUAUUCAGUUAUUUUUUUGGUUCCUUUAAUUGUUGGAAACAAUGGCUCAGGUUCAGGUCCAACCACAAGCUCCAGUGACUGCUGCUGCAAAUGGAGUUGCAGGCCACGGUGUUGGAGUGCAACAGUUUGUGUCAACAGCUCUUUACAUUGGAGAUCUUGACCCCAAUGUCAACGAUUCGCAACUUUAUGAUUUCUUUAAUCAGGUGGGUCAAGUCAUGUCUGUUCGGGUCUGUAGAGACUUGAGCACCCGCCGCUCUCUCGGUUACGGCUACGUUAAUUAUAGUAACCCCCAUGAUGCGGCAAGGGCUUUGGAUGUUUUGAAUUUUACUCCUCUGAAUGGCAAGCCAAUUAGGAUAAUGUACUCUUAUCGUGACCCUACUAUUCGUAAAAGUGGGUCUGGAAAUAUAUUUAUCAAGAAUUUGGACAAGUCAAUCGACAAUAAAGCUCUACAUGAUACCUUUUCGACAUUUGGGAAUAUUUUAUCUUGCAAGGUGGCUACUGACCUUUCUGGUCAAUCAAAAGGGUAUGGUUUUGUACAAUUUGAUAACGAGGAAUCCGCUAAAAAUGCAAUUGACAAGCUGAAUGGCAUGCUACUGAAUGACAAGCAAGUAUUUGUUGGGCCCUUCCUGCGUAAGCAGGAAAGAGAUUCUUCUACGGAGAAGAUAAAAUUUAACAAUGUUUAUGUUAAGAAUCUUUCAGAAUCAACAACUGAGGACGAUCUAAAGAAAUUUUUUGGUGAAUAUGGAACUAUUACUAGCUCUGUAGUUAUGAGAGAUGCAGAUGGAAAAUCCAAAUGUUUUGGAUUUGUCAAUUUUGAAGAUCCAGAUGAUGCAGCUCAAGCUGUUGAGGCUCUUAAUGGAAAGAAGUUUGAUGAUAAGGAGUGGUAUGUAGGGAAAGCACAGAAGAAGCAUGAAAGAGAAGUUGAAUUGAAAGGGCGGUUUGAGCAGAGCUUGAAGGAGGCUGUGGAUAAAUUUGAAGGACUUAAUUUAUAUGUUAAAAAUCUAGAUGAUAGCAUCACUGAUGAUAAACUAAAGGAAUUAUUCACAGAAUUUGGCACAAUUACGUCGUGCAAGGUUAUGCGUGAUCCUAAUGGUUUAAGUAGAGGAUCAGGAUUUGUUGCCUUUUCAACUGCUGAGGAAGCAUCUCUAGCUCUCAUGGAGAUGAAUGGUAAAAUGGUAGUUAGCAAACCACUUUAUGUUGCUCUUGCACAGCGAAAAGAAGAAAGAAGAGCAAGGUUGCAGGCACAGUUCUCACAAAUGCGUCCUGCUGCUAUUGGUCCUGCAGUUGCCCCUCGUAUGCCCAUGUAUCCACCUGGUGCUCCAGGUCUUGGACAGCAACUAUUUUAUGGUCAAGGGCCUCCUAUCAUUCCUCCCCAACCUGGAUUUGGAUAUCAGCAGCAACUUGUCCCUGGAAUGAGGCCAAACUUUUUUGUGCCAAUGGUCCAGCCAGGUCAGCAGAAUCAGCGGCCUGGAGGCAGACGAUCUGGAGCUGGGCCCCUGCCACAAGCACAGCAACCUAUUCCACUAAUGCAGCCACAGGUAUCAGUAAUCUGUCAUCUAAAUUUUCUUUUGUGUGAUACUUUAGGCCCAGUUUUACAUCAAGUUAUCUGUUUUAUAUGUGCUAUUCCUCACAGAUGA